AUGUCGAUAAGUACACAAGAGUACGACAAUGACACUAACAUAGUCACUCAGUCCACCGAAUUAACCGUACCGGCGGCGGUGGAUAAAACAUACACCGUCGAUAUCGAGAAUAACACACGGGAACAGUCGGAAGAAAGAAGAAAACGCCAAAGAAAGAAAUCCCCGACGACGAGUGAGUACUCUGAUACUCAAGAAAGUAACCUAAGCUCCGACAGUGAUGUAACUAAAUCCACGAUCAGUGAAAAAUCAACUCCGAUGAAGAAAAAGAGAGGAAGAAAACCUCUGUCACAAACCAAACCUGACAAAGCAAAACCAAACAAAUCCACAAAAUCGAUUCCGGGUAAAACACUCAGUAAAUCUAAAUCCACCGCGAGUAAACACAAUGACAGAUAUAAAAGCGACGAAAUCACAUCCGACGUGUCUGGCAAACCCAGUCCAAACAAGCGCAUCAAAUUUAAAACCAUACCAAAUUUCCUCGAGAGCAAUAACGAAACCGAUAGCGACAGCGAUUCUAGCGAUAAAGACAAUACUAUCUUCGACACGCCCAACAAGCCGUAUAUCUUUAAUCCAGAGAACCCCAUCAAAUUUAAUGCCACACGGGAUAAUAUAACAACGAGACGCGAUAACAUAGUAGUAUUCAUCACGAAAAUAAAACCCUGCGAUAAGGGAGCCCACGCUUUAGCUGAGGCAGGAAUUGGAAGGUCCAACCACCGAAACGUGACAUUUAAAAUUUUUGGAAGCAGCGGUAGGAUGACCAAGAAGCUGAUUAAAAGAUAUCGUUAG
This is a messenger RNA of Solenopsis invicta (red fire ant), 783 nucleotides long. RefSeq lists its product as uncharacterized. NCBI's taxonomy places the organism in Eukaryota, Metazoa, Arthropoda, Insecta, Hymenoptera, Formicidae. The transcript is spliced from 3 exons. The record is from RefSeq and is a predicted model, not a curated record. Bases 1 to 783 code for a protein of 260 amino acids.